Aphanomyces astaci is the source of this 1345-nucleotide messenger RNA. RefSeq lists its product as hypothetical. The record is from RefSeq and is a predicted model, not a curated record. The transcript has 4 exons. Gene Ontology annotation, molecular function: nucleic acid binding. The coding region runs from base 240 to 1328 and encodes 362 amino acids. NCBI's taxonomy places the organism in Eukaryota, Oomycota, Saprolegniomycetes, Saprolegniales, Verrucalvaceae.
AUACGGCUCGAUCGUUUAGACGCUGAUCAACGCCAACAAAUGCUACGUCGAUUCCCACAACUGACACAAGCCGACCCCUUCAUCCUUUUACCCGCGGCGGUCAUGGAACAUGCCAUCAACACGGCGCCUCCCACACAAGAACGACGGAUGCGUUUGGCGCCGUCCCAGGAAGCCAUCAUCCGGGCCGAGAUCGUGGAUGUCCUUGAACCGGCCGCCUGGGGUUGUCGUCAAAAAGAAGGAUGGGUCGGCUCGUGUUUGAUUACCGGCGCCUCAACGCUGUGACUGUCCGCAUUGACGAGACCUUGGAACAGCUCGGGGGUGCCCCGAAACCCCGGAAGACCAACGACAGGUCCUUCGUCCACCUGGCCGGAUGCCUCAAGCACGAACUUUGUGCCCAAUCGUGUGCCAGCUUGGUGGGGUUAGGAGCAGCGUUGAUGCAGGACGACGACGGGGGGGGGGGAAUGCUCCCGGUGGCGUGCAUCAGCCACACACCCACGCAGGCGAAAUACGGGAUUACGGAGUUGGAAGGCCUGGCGGUCGAACAUCGUCGGCACGCAUCGACAGAUGGCGGUACCCGCAACGGUCCUUCUCGGGCGGAUGCAACACCGCCACCGAUGAAGCCCCCGCCCUGUCGGAACUCCCGCCAAAGGGCCGCCUCAGUACCGACGGAUUCCCCAUCACCUUCGGUCACCACGGUCGGUCGACCCACCCUCCGUCGACGCACGCACGCCAAGCCACUAGCCAUUAGUCGGGCUAUCCUUGCGUCACAUCAGGGCGGCCCAAGAAACCAGCAGCCCUCAAUUGACGAGAUGGGUAGCACCACGCGCGACGGUCAACGGGCACUCCACCGGGGAGUAUGGCGGGUCGCUAUCCCUGGUCUCGUAUGCUGUUGCCACCUACCCUCUGGCAUGCAGCACUACGACAAGCCCAUGAUUCUGCAUUGUCCGGUCAUCUCGGCUAUGCACACACUCUUGAGCGGCUGCGGCGCCAUUUUUGGUGGCCGGGUAUGGGCUUCUGCCUGCAAAGACUGUGGGUCGCGCAAACCCAAACAGCUGUUCUCGCAGCCACAGAAUACCACCUCCGAAAAUGCACUCAGUAGCCUACCGCCCGGCUAUGAUGGAGGGUUGGUGGAGCGGUUCAACCGCACCAUCAAGGCCGCCAUCAAUGUGGCUCCGACGCAGAACGACGAGUGGUUGGCCACGCUCACUUACGCCAACAACACGGCGACCCAUGGCACCCACGGGUUUGCACCCACCAUGCAAACCAACUCAAGCAUCGGUUUCGCGGACCCGCGCGGCUUCGACAAUUGGAGUGUCUCUGGGACUUGAGUGCCUGCCGUACUUCG